GUCGACGCCAUUUCGUGUCCACUGGUUUCAAGGUGAUACGUUGAGCCAGCAGAGCUGUAAGCGGAUCUUUACCCGUGCAAGUAGAAAGAGCGUUGAAUUGUUCUCAUUUUUAGUGUUAAACUCCUGUUUUUGAAGCCACUUUUUUCAGCAGCAGCAAAUCGUAAGUUGGUCUACACUUUUUUUGUUUUUUCACCUCAACUUUUGCAUCAUUUUUUUAAUAUAUUACUCCACUUUCACCCCUUUUUGGCAUUAGUCUAUUUUCUACCUCCCCCCCUUUUUUCUUUUUUGUUUAAACGUAGAGAGUAGUUAGGGGGGCUUUCGGGUGCUGUAAAAGUAGAGAAAUCAGCCACUUAAUUUUCAAACUGUUUGGCCCUCAUGGCCUCAUAAAUGAGCCUCCCAGUUUGCGAUAAUCAGAUGCAUCAUGCUGUUGAUUGUGAGCGGCCCAGUUUGUGCUGGAGCUGAUUGCUGGAUAACACCUCUUCAAAUCUUCCCACAUACAGUGCUUAGAUGGAGGAAAAGCACCGACAGAGAUCAAAAAGAGGACUGUUUUUCCUUCUUUGGAGUGAUUUUUUUUUUCCUGUUCUUUUUGUUGUGAGUGUGCAUGUUAAUUGACAAAUUAAAAAGUGCUCCAUUACUCACAUAAACACAAAGUUGCCUGCUCUUUAAGAGGCAAUUAUCAGUCCCUGAAGUGGCUUUUUACUGCAGCAUGCGAGGAAAUAACCUUAAUGAGUGACUAAUUCAGUAAUCACUAAACACUGAUUUUUUUCUGCCCUCUAAAAAAAAAAAAAAUCAAAUAUUUUUGUAACAAGUUCCAUUUCGCCUUUUCACCUCCAUCAUCAUUACUCUGAUCUGAUUUGGAAAGCAAAUCAAAAGAACCUCUGUGGUGACGACCACGUCGCCACUUUCUGCUCCCUGUAUGUGUAUUAAAAACAACCUCUAGCAGAGAUGCUCUUGUCAUUUUGUCUCGUCUGUCUUCAAGCAUGACUCCUGAGAGCUGCAGUGUCUUGUCACAGUUGAAGCACAAACACAAAUCCAACACUCACUCGCACAACAGACGUCCAGUAACAACCCCACCGGUCAGUCAGAGGGAAGCUGAACAUUGAACAGUGAACAGGUUUUUUGUGCAGUCAUAGUAAAAUGAGGCCCAGAUGAGGCAGUGGAUAAGGAAAGUUCCACAGAGGUGUGUUGAGCCAUUAAUGAGCGACUAUAAUAAGCAAUUGUUCCCAAAUAAUGAGCCCCAUGUGUUGAAUUUAGAAUUAAAUUAUGAGGGGAUCACAAACUAUCAUGAAAUUGAAUAGAACAGGGAACGUAACAAGCCUGCAGUGAAUGUUAGUUAAAGGAAGUGAACACAAAUGGCUCCAAAUAACAUUACACAUAAAAGAGAAACAAGGUCCUCAAAUGGAUGGGCAAAGAUUUGAAAAUUGCAAAAUUGGUGUUUGCAUUCAGAUCACACCAGAGUGCACAUGUACCUUGAUAUUCUUGCCUAAAUCCCCCACAAAGCUUUAGAAACAUAAGCUAAAGAGCCUGCAGUUGUCCCCGGCACCUCCUGAACACACCCCAUGUUGUAGACGUCCUGUCAGCUCGCCAAACAGUAGACGCAUCCUGGCCAAAAUCAUGCAGUGGCGAGCAGCGCUUUCAGCUGUGGCCGGAAUGCUGUAAACUGUGUAAUCCUCUGCUAGGAGCCACCAGCCAGUGCGGGGAGAGGCUGCUGGGCGCAGUUGUUUUGGCAGCUGAGGCGUGACUUUGCAGUAGCUGAAGUGAUGGAUAAUGAGAUGAAUGACUCUGGGGACUGAGUAAAGAAGAUCAUUUCCCACAUGCUGGGGUUUAAAGUUUACUACAGAAUUGUGACCAUAAUAAGAGAGAGACUUCUUAUAAAAUCACCCUUUUCCUGUAGUGUCGCUUUGACACUGCAUUCAGGGACUUUUUCCCCCCUCUCCUGCAGUGUUACAUAACUUUGCAGUAUUGGCCACUGGUGAGACAGCAGUCCAGCAACAGUGUAGCCCGACUGUACUAAUUAAAAUCCACGCGGGUAUGCCACUGACUGCUUGCGUACACUGUGCGUUUAUGUGGAGUGGCAAAAGGAGAAGCUUCCAAAACUGCACCGAUGCAAGUGAAACAAAAGGUGAUGCAAACUUUCAUGUCUGCAGAGCUGACAGAGGGGACUCUAGCAUAUGGCAGAUUGUUACUGGCAUACAUCGAAAGAAGGGGAUCGUAUCUGCAGACUCAAGAAGUGCACAUGAUGCAAACUUCCUGGUGUGCAAUGAUCCAAUUUUGAUGCAUUUGGCACUUCAGAGGUUGCUGUGUUUAUGAAGCUGUACCACGUUAUACCAUCACAACACAUUUUAUAAGCUUUGUCCAGCUGCUGUAAUGCAAAGAAAACCUUUUUAGCUUCUUCACCCUCUGUGGAGGAUGAAGGUUAUUAGAUUUGCGCAUGCUCACGAGUGAAUAUGUUUGUUUUUGUCAUAACAACCAUUUAUCCCACAGGUUUUUAAAAAAUAUUUUAAACAGUUUUAACACCUCCUUCCAUUUUAAACCCCUUUUUUGACCAAAUACGGGGAAAUAAAACAUCUUUUCGAGGUGUAGCAGAAAUCCCCCCCACAGUCUCCAUGUUUCAUAGCUUCUCGACGAUCCUCUUCUCUCCAACAGACACAGACAGGCAGACCUCCACCGACCUGAAUACAGACACAAUGGAUUGGUCAUCGUCCUCCUCUUCCAGCCUGAUGGCCAGCAGCAACGUGACCAACAAGACCGACCCCCACUCCCUCAACUCCCGCGUCUUCAUCGGCAACCUCAACACCCUGCUGGUCACCAAGGCUGAUGUGGAGGCGAUCUUCUCCAAGUACGGCAAGAUCGUCGGCUGCUCCGUCCACAAGGGCUACGCCUUCGUCCAGUACUCCAACGAGAGGAACGCCAGGGCCGCCGUGGCCGGGGAGGACGGCCGCAUGAUCGUUGGACAGGUGCUAGACAUCAAUCUGGCAGGUGAGCCGAAGCCUCAUAGAUCGAAGACAGUGAAGCGAUCUGCAGGAGACAUGUACAGUUCAUCUUUUGAUUUGGACUACGACUUCCAAAGAGAUUACUAUGACAGAAUGUACUCCUACCAGUCUCGGGUGCCUCCUCCCCCUCCCCCUCUGUCCCGCGCCGUCAUCCCCUCCAAACGUCCCAGGGUGAGCCUGAGCAGCGGAGGGAGCCGACGAACCAAGACCAGCUUCUCCUCCUCUUCCUCCAAGAGCAGCCAGAGAACUUCACGUACAAUGAAGGCAGAUGAUUUACAGACCAUAAAAAGGGAGCUUACACAGAUCAAACACAAGGUGGACUACUUGUUGGAGAGCUUAGAGCGCAUGGAGAAGGACCACAGCAAGAAAUCAGAGAUGAAAAGCUCCAAACCUGAGCCAGGUGAAGUGUCUCCUCUCCACUCAUCUACCUCCAGCAAAAAGGAAGACAGUCUGAAGAGGGGCAAAGAGAGCCGGGAGCUGAAUGACUCAGAGGAGGAGGGAGACUUGCUGGAAGAUGAAGAUGAGACGAAAAGCAGAGGGAGAGACGACGAUGAUGAUGAUGAAGGUGAGCAGGAGGAAGGAGAGGACGAUGGCGAUAGUGCUAACGGAGAUGAAUCCUGAAUGUGAAACACACACACAGACACACGCACAGCAAAUUGUGUAUUUCUCCGCACCAGACUUGUACGCAGUGGUCAUGUGCUCGUAUCUGCUGAACUGACUGGACAGUUAUUUACAUCAUAUGGUAGAUAUCACUCCUCUCAUGCACAAAUUCACAGAUAUGAGAAGUACUUGUUUCAGAAUUUUCUUUCAAGUUGGGAAGGUAAAUAUACUCUUUCUUUUUUAUUUGUCUUUUUAUAUGAACGUGUUUCUGCUUCUUUCAGAAAAAACAGCAAACUCAGCUGAGCUUAACUGUAACUUUUAUGUGUUUGAACGAUUUGUCACAACGGAUUGAAGAACUGAUUGAAAAAUCGAGUCCCUUACCAGCUAUUAGCUAGCUAGCUCAAGUGCAACGGUUUGAACUAGAGUGUAGUCUUUAAUGUGAGCUCCUGCUAGAAGUUUAAACAUUUAAAAUGUAUUGCUGAUCCAGCUGCUGCACAGCUGCCUCCUAACCAGCAGGUGGCAGUGUGUCCCAACAAGUGGCCCACACAAAGGCCACAAGGAUUACUUCUUUUGUUCUCAGAAAAUCUUGGACUUCUGCUUGUCGGAUUAUGCCACAAGCAUGCGCGACCGCUCGUUUGUGGCCACGCAGAUCCUCACUGGUCCUGAAAUAGUUUUGUGUGCUGCUGAGGUGUGCUGACCUUUACUGACUUGUGUGAUGAAGUGAUGCUGCAUGUUUGUUUGUGUCCGUUUCUCUUCUGUUUCCUGUUUCAUCCGACUGCACUGGUAAAAGUGAAUAAACAUGUUUUCCAAUG
Oreochromis niloticus (Nile tilapia) is the source of this 4405-nucleotide messenger RNA. RefSeq names its product heterogeneous nuclear ribonucleoprotein C (gene hnrnpcb). Lineage: Eukaryota; Metazoa; Chordata; Actinopteri; Cichliformes; Cichlidae. Gene Ontology annotation, cellular component: nucleus. The transcript has 9 exons. The record is from RefSeq and is a predicted model, not a curated record. The coding region runs from base 2607 to 3614 and encodes 335 amino acids. Gene Ontology annotation, molecular function: RNA binding.